AUGGCGGCGAUCAGAGACCAGUUUCCUUCUGGGUUAAGAAUUCUCGUUGUAGACGACGACGCUUCCUGCUUGAUCAUUCUCCAGAAAAUGCUUCUCCGUCUCAUGUAUCAAGUGACCAUUUGCUCACAAGCAGAUGUUGCUCUAACAAUGCUAAGAGAGAAGAAAGAUUCCUUCGAUUUGGUACUAAGCGAUGUGCACAUGCCUGGCAUGAACGGUUACAAACUUCUCCAACUAGUUGGCCUCGAAAUGGAUCUUCCUGUCAUUAUGAUGUCUGUUGAUGGAAGAACAGCAACAGUCAUGGCAGGGAUCAAGCAUGGAGCUUGUGACUAUCUCAUCAAACCAAUCCGUCCUGAAGAGCUCAAGAACAUUUGGCAACACGUUGUUCGCAGGAGAUGCACAAUGAACAAAGAGAUCAUUCGGAGAAAGUUAGAGGAUAGUAACAAGAACACUAGCAGCAGCAGCUUCGAGACUAUUCUCUCAAUGAGUGAAUGCUCAGAGGGAAGUUUGAAACAACGUAGGAAGAAGAAGAAGAAGAAGAAGAAGAGAAGUGUUGAUAGAGAAGAUAAUGAAGAAGAAGAUGCUGAUGAUCUUCUUGAUCCUGGUACCGAUUCAAAGAAGUCACGCAUCGUCUGGUCGAUUGAAUUGCAUCAACAAUUCGCCAAUGCCGUUAACCAACUUGGACUUGAGAAAGCUGUACCAAAGAGGAUUCUUGAGUUGAUGAAUGUUCCUGGUUUAAGCAGAGAAAACGUCGCUAGUCAUUUACAGAAGUUCCGGUUGUAUCUGAAGAGAAUAAACGAUGUAGCUAGACAUAGUAAAGACGCCAAGGCUAUGGAGAGAUAUGAAAACGUUCAAGCUCUGGUUUCUUCAGGACAGUUACAUCCACAGACGUUAGCUGCUUUGGUUGGUCGACCAGUACACAAUCAUUUGUCCGGUGGCUAUGGAGUUUGGGUGCCUGCUAAUGACAAUCUUGGUACUUCUCAAAAUGAAAACUUUUCGAUCCAUGCGUCAUCUGCUUUGAACGGUUCUGUUUCUGCCACUGCUUCAAUGGCGGUUCAUGGUUUAUCUUCCUCUGCGAAUUUGAUACAGCAGAGUGAUGGUUUCAACUACAACAACACAGACUACAGAGUCAAACAAGGGAAUGGAUCAAAUGUCAAUGAAGAAUCUUGGAAUUUCGAAAGAUCUUCAAGACUGCGAAAUAAUCAUUGA
Messenger RNA from Microthlaspi erraticum, 1206 nucleotides. NCBI's taxonomy places the organism in Eukaryota, Viridiplantae, Streptophyta, Magnoliopsida, Brassicales, Brassicaceae. The record is from the annotation of a GenBank genome assembly.